AUGGCGGAGAAGAAAGACGACAUGGGCCCUGUUACGCACCAGCUGAGCCAAUACGACAAUGACAUGAACAAGCACGUGAAUGUCAAGGAGGCCAAUGUAGCUUCAGUAGCUCUCGCCGCUGCUAUGGAGGCAGAGAAGCCGAAGCUAUGGUCUCGAGGCAUGAUUCAGCUCUACAUGAUCAUGGGCAUUGGCUACCUCGUCUCUACGCUUAACGGUUUCGAUAGCUCCCUUAUGGGAUCUAUCAACGCGAUGAAAGCCUAUCAGAACACGUUUGAUUUGACUGGUGAGGGAUCCAGCACUGGCAUCAUCUUCAUCAUCUACAAUCUUGGUCAAAUCGCAGCCUUCCCAUUCUGUGGAUUCCUUGCUGAUGGAUAUGGUCGCCGUGUCUGUAUCGCUGUCGGCUGCGCACUCGUCCUCGUUGGAACCGCCGUCCAAGCUACGGCCAACGAGAUGGGACACUUCAGUGCUGGUCGCUUCAUCCUCGGAUUUGGCGCAUCCAUCGCCUCUGCUGCUGGCCCCGCCUACACUGUUGAACUUGCACAUCCUGCCUACCGUGGAACCAUGGCCGGAAUGUACAACAACUUCUGGUGGGUUGGCAACAUUCUGGCUGGCUGGACUACGUAUGGAACCAACCUUCACAUGGGCAACUCUUCAUGGGCAUGGAGGAUCCCCACUAUUGUUCAGUGCAUUCUGCCUGCUAUCGUUAUGUCCUUGAUCAUGUUCUUCCCGGAAACGCCUCGUUGGCUGCUAGCUCACGAUCGCAGAGAAGAGGCUAUCGCUAUCAUGGCAAAGUACCACGGAAACGGCAACCCCAACUCUCCUAUCGUACAGCUCCAGCUCCACGAGAUCACCGAGGACUUUGCUGUCACUCGCAACGACAACCCCUGGUGGGACUUCCGCGAGCUUGGAAACACCAAGGCAGCACGUUACCGAUUGGCCAUGGUCAUUGCAAUGGCCUUCUUCGGUCAAUGGAGUGGUAACAACGUUGUCAGCUACUUUAUGCCAGCCAUGGUGAAAAGAGCUGGCAUUACGGACCCCAACGAGCAACUGCUCAUCAACGCAAUUAACCCAAUCUUCUCGAUGCUUGCUGCCAUCUAUGGUGCUACCCUCCUCGACAAGCUUGGCCGCCGAAAGAUGCUUAUGGGUGGUCUCUGGGGCGGUCUCUUCGCCUACAUUCUCCUCACAGCUUUCACCGCCACCGCCACCGCCACCGCCACGCCUAACAAUAAACUCGCCUACGGCACCAUUGUCUCCAUCUACCUCUUCGGCAUCUUCUUCGCCUGGGGAUGGACCCCCCUACAAACCCUAUACGCUGUCGAAUGUCUCGAGAACCGCACUCGCGCAAAGGGAUCCGGUCUCAACUUCCUCUUCUCAAUAUCGCCAUGGUGGUCAACACCUACGCUUUACCUCGUUUACAUUGGGUGGAUUUGCAUUGAGAUUGCUCUUAUUUUCUUCUUCUUCGUUGAGACUGCCGGCAAGACCCUUGAAGAGCUCAAGGAUAUCUUUGAGGCGCCCAACCCGAGGAACGCUAGUUUGAAGAAGGCGAGGGUGGAGAUUGAUGAGAGUGGAAACAUUCAUAAUGUCCAGGAGUAA
This is a messenger RNA of Alternaria atra, 1593 nucleotides long. RefSeq lists its product as uncharacterized. The record is from RefSeq and is a predicted model, not a curated record. The transcript is spliced from 4 exons. Gene Ontology annotation, cellular component: membrane. Gene Ontology annotation, biological process: transmembrane transport; carbohydrate transport. The coding region runs from base 1 to 1593 and encodes 530 amino acids. Gene Ontology annotation, molecular function: carbohydrate:proton symporter activity. NCBI's taxonomy places the organism in Eukaryota, Fungi, Ascomycota, Dothideomycetes, Pleosporales, Pleosporaceae.